AUGUCUAACCUUGCGCGUGCCAUUUCCAAAGUCUUCCGCCGGGAGCCGAACAACGCAACCGCCGACACCACCGCCCCAACAGUGGCAUGGCUCUUGGCUCACCGAGAUGAACGCAAGGGGCAACCAGCACACAGCAAAGGCAAGACCCCCACAGCAUCCCUGUACCGCAUGUACGAGUAUCUGGUCACCGGGUACAUCACCGGCCUGCGAUCUGAAAUCGAGUACUUCUAUAACCAACCAUCGUGGGCUGUUUCCGACAUCCCGGACCCUAUCGACCCAGACCCGGAGCGGUACGCCAUCCUCGCUGUCUUGCCAUCAUAUCUAGUAACGGCAUUCAACCGUCUGAUCGAGCGCGGACUGCCGCGCGGCAGUCCCGCUAUUAUCACUGGCGCCGCAGCGGAGAAUGCGUUAAAAGCCCGGGAGAUUGUCCUGGAAACGGAACCGGCCUGGGUGGCAAAGGUGCCGGCGUUGCGGCAGACUUUGAUUAUACCAGAUAAGUCCGGUAAGCGGCCGGGGGAGGAGAGCAGGAGCAAGCGAUUUUUGGACAUGAAUAUCAUUGCGGAGGAGCCUCACGUACUUUUUGUAUAA
Podospora pseudocomata is the source of this 588-nucleotide messenger RNA. RefSeq lists its product as uncharacterized. The coding region runs from base 1 to 588 and encodes 195 amino acids. The transcript has a single exon. The record is from RefSeq and is a predicted model, not a curated record. Lineage: Eukaryota; Fungi; Ascomycota; Sordariomycetes; Sordariales; Podosporaceae.